Molecule: messenger RNA, 813 nt
Organism: Sinocyclocheilus anshuiensis
Lineage: Eukaryota; Metazoa; Chordata; Actinopteri; Cypriniformes; Cyprinidae
Product: olfactory receptor 52N5-like
Exons: 2
Coding region: 1-813 (270 amino acids)
Biological process (GO): detection of chemical stimulus involved in sensory perception of smell; G protein-coupled receptor signaling pathway
Cellular component (GO): membrane
Molecular function (GO): odorant binding; G protein-coupled receptor activity; olfactory receptor activity
Source: RefSeq, a predicted model, not a curated record
AUGGACAACCUGACAUUCACAAACAGCAUUCUCCUCAUGGAAGGAGUGAAAGUUACACCUCAGGCCUCUUUUCCCAUUUUCAUCUUGCUUCUAUUGAUUUAUGUAUUUGCAAUGGGAUGUAAUAUUGGACUUAUAAUACUGAUCUCAACAGAUAAAAAUCUGCAUCAUCCUAUGCAUUUUCUGUUCUGCAAUUUGCCACUGAACGAUAUACUAGGAACCACUGUCAUGUUGCCACGCUUGCUACAGGACAUUUUAAGGGAAGCCUCAGAGCGCUACAUGACAUAUGUGGAGUGUGUUGCUCAAGCAUAUUUUGUACACAUAUUUGCAGCCGCAAGCCACUAUGUGCUGAUGAUAGGUCUCACUAUACGACUGUCUCGCUGCAGAUCUAAAAUUGAAAACCCUUUCUGUGAUAAUGCCUCACUGUUUAAACUGUCCUGUGAAAGUGUGGUCAUUAAUAAUGUGUUUGGAAUUAUUUAUACUGUUAUUGUUUUUACUUUCUCACUUGGGUCUGUAUUUAUAACAUACACUAAGAUUGCUAGUGUAUGCAUAACCAGCAAAAACAAAGCACUCAACAGCAAAGCCAUAAAAACCUGUAGCACCCACAUAGCUGUUUAUAUAAUCAUGUUUGUUUCCUGUGCAACCAUGGUUUUUCUCCAUCGUUUUCCUGAAUACUCUGAAAGCAGGAAACUAGCUAGUAUAAUGUUUCAUAUAGUACCACCAGGACUAAAUCCUUUAGUAUAUGGUUUACAAACCAAAGAAAUAAGACAAAAGUUUAUAAAACUUUGGUACAGUAAUAAAGUUAAUCUGAAAUAA